Messenger RNA from Electrophorus electricus (electric eel), 3562 nucleotides. RefSeq names its product sialidase-1. NCBI's taxonomy places the organism in Eukaryota, Metazoa, Chordata, Actinopteri, Gymnotiformes, Gymnotidae. The record is from RefSeq and is a predicted model, not a curated record. Gene Ontology annotation, cellular component: cytoplasm; intracellular membrane-bounded organelle; membrane. Gene Ontology annotation, molecular function: exo-alpha-sialidase activity. Gene Ontology annotation, biological process: ganglioside catabolic process; oligosaccharide catabolic process.
AGUAACCGAGGAGAAUGUGAAAGAUAGCGCUUCCUUACAUCCUUCUAAAGUUUAUUUUUAAUCACGUUGUUUUGACAUUGCAAACCGCUUGUCGUUUUCAAGCCACCAAGGGCUAAAAGCGGUCCUGACUGCGAAGUGCAAGUGUGAUUUUGACAUGGGAUUGUUGCUGCGUGUCACUUUAACGUGGCUUUUGUUGCUUGCGAAUGCUGUUUACACAAAGAUUACACCCCUGGUCUACGAUGAGCAGCUGCUGUGGGUGAGCGGCGAGGCAGGUCAGGUGAAAGCCUACCGGGUUCCUCUUGUCACGUUCACACCGCAAGGCAGCCUGCUGGCCUUUGCCGAGGCCAGGAAAGAGUCGUCAGGUGACAUAGGGGCUAAGUUCAUCGCUAUGAAACGCUCUACAGAUAAAGGAGCCACGUGGUCACCAACAUCCUUCAUAGUGAACGACGGCUCGCUGGUUGAUGGCCUCAACCUGGGCGCGGUCGUGGUGGAUGAGCAGACGGGCGCCGUGAUGCUCAUCUACUCCCUCUGCUUCCACCUGUUCGGCUGCAGCCCCACCAGCACCAUGUUGGUGGAGAGCCUGGACGAUGGCCUGACCUGGAGCACGCCACGAAACCUCUCCGUCCAGCUGGGGGUGAAGAGCUUCGCCCCUGGGCCAGGCUUUGGGAUUCAGAAACGCUAUAAGCCGGGAGCUGGUCGUCUGGUGGUGUGUGGGCACGGCUCCAUUGAGGGCGAUGGCGUCUUCUGCAUCCUGAGCGACGACCACGGGCGAACCUGGAGGAACGGGGCAGCACUCAAGAGCAUCCCCUACAACCAGCCCAAACAGAUUCUGGACUUCAACCCGGAUGAGUGCCAGCCGGUGGAGCUGGAAGACGGAAGCAUAAUGAUCAACGUGCGCAACCAGAACAAUUACCACUGCCGAUGCCGGAUGGUGGUGCGGAGUCUGGACGGGGGAGAGACACUGCCCGUGGAGGAGCUGGUGUUCGACCACACGCUGGUGGAUCCUGUAGUGGCAGCUGGAGCCCUGCAGAAAGCAGGCGUGCUAUACUUCACCAACCCAGCCAACUCGCACCUCAGAGUCAAUAUGACUCUCCGCUGGUCUUUGACUGAUGGCAGGUCAUGGGAAAACGAGGCUGUUCAGAUCUGGCCAGGACCGAGUGGAUACUCAUCUAUGACGUCACUGGUUACCAACUCUGUUGAAGAUGAUAAGUACAUCUUUGUCAUCUAUGAGAAGGGCCACAGCAACUACAUAGAAACCAUUUCUGUUGCUAAAAUUCACCUGUAUGGUGGCAGGUAGAACGAAAGUUAAUUCAUUUCUUCAAUCAUCUUCUAAACGGGUUAAUUUGGUUCAGUGUGGUGAGGGUCGGAGCCUUCCCCAACAGCACAGGGCACAAGGUGGGAACCAGCCUUCAACCAACCAUUCAUCAAUCACAGUACAAUGAAAGUGAUCUUAAAUGAAUUAAUCUCAACAAUUUGGAGCACAAGGAAGUCGUUUUUAAGUUGCUGCAAAUUGCAUAUAUUUAUACUUUUGUCACAUGCUACAUAGACACAGGCUGCCAGUGAUAGCAUUCGGGAAACAACCUACAGCUUUAAAAUGUCAAACAAUCCAGUUAUGGGUGUAGACUGUUCAAACGUGGGAGGAGAUAUCAGCUGUCUGGAAAAUGCCUCAUUGACUGUUUUCCAAUAUUGCAAAAUGUACAAUGGUGUUAUAGAUAAUAAGCUCUAUAUCCAAAACAAGCCAUCCACCAGCAUUCCUGGAAGUCCAUAGCUAGGAACUGCCUGGUGAAUACAUGAUAAGCUGAAUAAGAUGUAUUUGACAAGAAGAAAAAAUGAUGCCAUGACUAUCCAAGACUAAAGUUUAAUGGCCUAAGAACCAAAGCCAGUAUUGGGAUGUGAUAAAAUCCACCCCCCCUCUCUUUCUCACACACACACACACACUUUUUUUUUUUUUUUUACUUUCUCAUCAGUUGCAGAUGGGUGCUCUGUGGUCUGCCACAUGACUUGUUAUUUCUCGUUCUCAUGUACCUUCUCCAACCGCUUUGAUUAGAAACAUUUAUUAGAAAAUGUGUCGGAGACAACUUGUAUGUGAAUAGUUGGACUAUAGGCUACAGUUUGAUGUUGGCCACCCUUCAACUGUUCAUCAGUGCUCCGUCUUUAGCCACAGGAACUCGUUGGCUGCAGAUUCUUCAGUGGUAAAGCGCCCUCCAUUUUGCCAGCAGCUCUGUUGCACCUCAUAGCAGUGCAGCAACAAAUAGUGUAGCACUAAUUAUUCCAGUGUCACUGCUGUGUUGAGAAUGUUGGCUGGUUAUCAGCGCCUCUCUUAGGGGUGUACAUGUGCGAUAAUUGAAUGCAAGUACAGGGUAGGUGUGACCUAAGAAAACAGGUGGAGUAAGUAAACUUAACGUGUCUGCUGAGAAGAAUGAUGCAUGUGAAUAUGUGUGAUGUGAAUUUUUUUUUUUAAGCCUCCAUACCGUGAAAUACGUGACCGUACAUGGGUAUGAUUGCUAUCAGGGAAUAUAUUUUUAUUUGCAAAGAUUCAUAUGUGUAACUAUUUUGUAGGAUAACCAUUGCUUUGUAAAAAUAUUGAUCACUUCCUGGUCACAAAGUAAAAUACAUGUCAUAAAUAUGCUCAUGACUUUCUGUUUACAGAGAAUAUCCCAAUCCCAGUCUAGUUUACAUAUUGAGUUUAUUUGUUGUGGUUGUUUUUGUUUUAGAUUACUGGCAAAUAUGGAAUUAUUUAGGGAAAUGGACUGUGACUGUAAUAUGCACAGUUCACAAUAUUGUGGCAUGUACUCUUUUUGGGAAGUAUAAGAUGUGUGCAGAAAGUAAUGCAUCACAAAUUAUCAUCAGCAUUAUGAUUAUAUUAUUAUUAUAAUUAUUAUAUUAAACAUGAGCUCUAACACCCUUAGCCUUCUUCAUCUGUAUGGUAACACUUCUUGGGUUAUUCCAACUUGGAUUAUUCUAGGUUAAACUUUCAUGAAUUGUACUUUUAUCAACUUUGAACCUCCCAAGACUCAUUUAAAGAAAAACAAAAUGCACUAACAAAUGCAUACAUGUUUUUUAAUUAUGAGAUUAAGGCUCUUGUGAUUUAAGAUUUUAAGGGACAGUGGAAAGUGAGAAGAAUGGAAACCGCUGGAUUAUAUCCUAUUAGUGUAAAUUCUAUCUUUUAGAUUAUUAAUAAGAAGAAUUAAAUAGCAGAUGCAAAGGGAUGACAAUUGGGUAUGUGUGUGUAAUCACGAAAUGUGUCCAUCCAAUUUGUCAGUGUAUGAGCCAAUUAAGGUCUAGGAGAUUGUUUAUUGUUAAAAAAAAUUGGAAAUUGAUGAUGAUAACUUCAUAUUUGAUCUGUUAUGCAUUUAUAUUGAAUUGAAUGCAGAGGUUGGUCACGUUUGAGUGUUGGACCGUUAAGUAUGAUGUCACUGCUUUAUUUCUGAUUGGAUGUAACUUAAUUUGUUUUAUUGAGUCAUUUUUUGUUCUGGAAGCAACACAGUUUUUGAUUGUGCACUAGGCAAUUUAAUUUAAAUGUUUUCUUUUUCUGUCAGUAAACAUUUCUAAAAGGAAAUUA